Messenger RNA from Ctenopharyngodon idella (grass carp), 8310 nucleotides. Its product is annotated as aryl-hydrocarbon-interacting protein-like 1. The transcript has 7 exons. Bases 373 to 1743 code for a protein of 456 amino acids. The record is from RefSeq and is a predicted model, not a curated record. Gene Ontology annotation, molecular function: protein binding; peptidyl-prolyl cis-trans isomerase activity. Lineage: Eukaryota; Metazoa; Chordata; Actinopteri; Cypriniformes; Xenocyprididae.
GCAGUAGUUGCACUGAAUUAUACUAGCAAACUCCUGGGAUUACUGAACUCUAUUGCCUUCUAGAAUGAUCUCGACUGUCUCCAUACUGUGAGUUCCGCUCUCUGGUCACCCAUCCCUUCACUUCUUACAGGGGAUUAUACUGAAGAUUCAGGGGGGGUUGAAGGAUUAGCCAAGGCAGAUUAAAGUGGCUAUCCUCAACCUGGUAAUCCAGCCAUCUGUCAGAAAGCAGCCAGGCAGCAUUGGGCUGCAGGGUGUGAUUUGUCUUCCUUCCUCAGUUUGCUAAUUAACACUGCCAAGGACGAGCUCAGUUCUCACAAUCUACAGGACAUAAGGACUGAUUCAAUAAAGAAACGCUUUUCUAAAGAGUUUAAAAUGGAAGAGACAUAUCUGCUUGACCAUCCUGGAGUAAAAAAGAAGAUUCUGCAUGGAGGUCAAGGACCGUUGCCACAUUUUCCAAAGGGAACAAAGCUGGUGUUCCACUUCCAGACUCUGUUGGACAACUUUGAAAGAACUGUGAUUGACGACAGUCGCAAAAAUAAGCAUCCCACAGAGAUUUUCGUGGGGAAGAUGUUCAAGAUGGAGGUGUGGGAGGUGCUGUUAACCUCCAUGAGGAUUGGAGAGGUGGCAGAGUUUUGGUGUGAUGCCAUUCACACAGGCCUUUAUCCUAUCGUAUCAAAAGGGAUGCGACUGGCUGCUCAGGGAAAAGACCCUCUGGAUGGCCAGAAACACAUGUGUGGCAUGGGAAAUGUGUUUCACUACCACUCGACAGGCUUCCCAGAGCUCGAUGAGCUAAUGAGGACACCUCAGCCUCUAAUCUUCAUCAUGGAGCUAAUCUCAGUGGGCGACCCAUUCUCUUACCAGCGUGAGUCUUGGAUGAUGGAGAAGGAUGAAAAGCUUAAGGUUGUGCCCUCGCUGCAUCUCUUGGGCAACGCUCUGGUCAAGCAGGGUCGGUUCCGUGAAGCUGCAGAGAAGUAUCAGGAGGCUGUGGUUCUGCUGCGUACAGUUCAAUCCAGGGAGAUGCCAGGAGAUGAGGACUACAUAAAUCUGGGCAGGCUUAUCAUUCCUCUGGUACUGAACUACUGCCAGUGCAUGUUAGAGCUGGAGGAAUAUUAUGAAGUCAUAGAACAUACAACAGAGCUCCUGGAUAAACACAAAGACUGUGUCAAGGCCUACUACAAGCGAGCGAAGGCCUAUGCAGCUGUGUGGAGUGAGAGGGAGGCCAGGAAAGACUUCCAGAUGGUGGCCAACCUAGACAUCUCACUGUCUAGGUUGGUGCAAAGAGAACUGAAUCUUCUCUCUGAGAGAAUGAAGGAAAAAUACUGGGAGGAUAAAGAAAGGUACUGGAACAUCUUUGAAGAGAAGGAAGAGAGAGAAAUGGAAUCAGAGGAGGAGGAAAACUCUGCGAUGCCUACAAAAGAGGAAAGCAAGGUGGAACAUUCUCAGUCUCCUGAAGAGGUUAAAGAUGCUGAGAAGGGAAUGAAUCCAUCUGUAGCAGAGGAAAAUAAGCAUGACACCAAAAGUGAACACUCAGCAGGAGAGGCCAAUCAUAAGAUAACAGCUCUGACCGAGGGCAAGGACUGGCAGCAGAUGCUACGGCUAAUUAUGCUGCUCCAGGACGAAGGCAAUUUCAAUGUGAAAGAGCAUAAAUACAGUGAGGCGACUGUCAAGUUUAAGGAGGCUCUGGAGUAUGUAGACCAUCUCCAAACUAAGGUGAGCCUGCUGACUGAAAAUAACGAUAAAUGAUCAGGGCUGCAUUUCACAAAACCUUUGUGAGCCUUGAGUUGAUCGUGGAGACCACUGGCUACAUUAGUUACAAUUGGUUCAUGAUGUUUUUGGGAAAUGUAGCACUGGUUUGGCAUACACUUGACAGCUGUAGAAGGCACUGAGGAUAAAUCCUAUCAUUUAAAAAAAAAAAAAAAAAAAAAAUACAGCUUCAUGUUGAAAUUAUAGCUUGCCACAUAAAAUGUGGAAUUUAAAACCAUGCAGAAGCCUCUUACUUCAGUAAUGGACUGAAAGCUUGGAGUGGUAAUCUGAAAAAAAAAAAAAAAAAAAAAAAAAAUUAGCCACUUAUCUAAAAACUACUGGGUGAAUGUAACACCACAUUAUUAAUUUUCAUGAGCCAAGAUAAUAAAGUUUAGAAUAUGUCCUUCCAUGAUUUUAGAUUGUUCCUAUGCCCAAGUGAUGCUUUUUAAUGCAAGCAUUACUAUUGUGCAAACAUUUGCCUUUUUUUUAUUUUAGACUUUCGUAUAUGAUGGAGUGACCUGAACACUAUGAAAGACAAUAUCAUAGAGACAUGGGCUAAACAACGCUGUCAAAAACCAUUCAAAACAUCUUUGCAACUGCACAAUACCCUGGCAACACUCACAUCAGAACUUAUAGUAACAUAUACCUGUUAUAUUUCCCAGAGGAGAUACAUUGGGGAUCCAAAAAUUACUUAGCAGGAACACCAGGGAAGCUAAAAAAUCCCCAUGGGAAAUCAGCAACCCAGUGCUCACUAAGGCAUAUCUAUCUCUCUGUGUGUUUUUGAGGUGGAACAUAAAGGAGAAGACUGGGAAUCUCUGGAGAAAGUCCGUCUGCCACUCUGUCUAAACCUCAGUCAGUGUAAGCUGGAGCUUGGGGAAUACCAGGAAGUGUUGGAUCUCAACUCUAAACUGCUGAAGAAACAUAAAGACAAUCUGAAGGCUGUGUACCAGCGGGCCCGGGCUCACUCUGCAUUAUGCAAUGAAGACGAGGCUCGCAGGGAUUUCACUAGGGUCCUGCAACUUGAUCCCACAUUUAAACCUAUCGUCAAGCAGGAGAUUAAGAAGAUGGGGGAGAACAUCAGAGUGAAGUGCGUCAACGAAAACAAAAACUACUGGAUGAACACUCAGGAGAAAUGGGAAAAGAAGACACAGGUCAAGAGGGGAAAGAAGACUAAGAAAGGAGUGACAUGGGCAGAUGAGAGUAAGAUGUCGGCAGGGAACGAUGAAGGACAUUUAGGAAGAUCAGGCUGCAGCGGCAAAUCAGAGGAGAGCUGUAGUGUCAAGGCAGGUAAUAAAGAUCAAGAACAGGAUGAGAAGAAAAACGACGAGAGCCAAAGGGACGAGAGCUCUCUGACCCUGAAAGAAUCAAAGGCAAAAACAGAUAAUACAGCUGCAGAUAACGAAAGGGAUUCGGUCCAAAGCAAUGUGCCAGGAGAUAGUAUACCAAGAUCAGAGAAAGAUAGUGGGAGUUCGGAAACUCUACUGACUAAUGACAUCACAAAGAAAAAUUAUGCCCAAGAUGAGAUCACAGAUGAAAAACAAGAGUGUCCUGAAAAGUCAGACAAAGAUGUAAGCAGUGGAGCAUCAAGGGAAGAAAGACUGACGGACACGACUGGAGAUGAUGAACCAGAAGAGAGCAACACAGCUACUGAAUUUAAGAUGGAGAAGACUAGUGUUGAGGAACCAACAGGAGCAUCACCCACAAAACCUGAAAAAUCCACCAAAAAUGUUAAGUGCAAACAGAAAAAGAAAUAGAUAUCAGUAUCAAAUCACAUCAUCUGAAGGAAUACAAACCAGACCAGGGGUAUAACAAAUAAAAAUUUAUUUCUUUAUACACAAUGAGUAGAAAGCAGCCAGUAACUCAUUCAUUUUUAAAAUGCAUUCUUUUCACAUUUUGUACAGAUUAAAAACAUGAAAACAAAAAACAAAGACAUGAAUUGCAGUGUUAAUAAUUAAAAAUUCCUGCAUCGCACAUGAAAAUAACACAACACAUAUUGCAGGGAAACAAAAUGUUUGUAUUCAGGUCAUUUGAGCUGAAAACAACAACAUGGUCAUGGUGUGUAAUGAUGAUGCCACAGGUUCAGAGGUUAAAUCAGUAAAUGCCCUGUUGUGUAGUUCAAAAUUACAAACAAGCCUGCAAAGCCAGAGACAUAUUGGGGUUGUGACACAAAGGUCUGCUACAUACAAACAAAAAUAAUGAGAGUAUUUGUUAAUGAGGCAGAUGGCUAAAUUUAGCUCAGGCAGCCCUUGGCAAUGCGGUAAAAUACUGUAAUUUCACACAGCCCACAAACUAACCACAUCUCGUUUUUUAAAAGGAGUAGACAAGGGAACUAUUAUGAAAGAGUUAAAAAGAUCAUAUUAAGGAAUACUGAUUAUACAUGUCAUAAUGGAGAAUUAUUAUAUUUUUGCAAAUGGUAUGCAUAUAGGAGACUUUCUAUUCAAUGUAUUACACAAUGCUACAUGAUUUGCUACCAUGUUGGAGCUCUAUACUUUGUAAAAAAUAAAACUUGAAUAAAUCAUCUCCCUUUCUAUACUCAAAAAAAAAAAAGCUCUUUGGCUGAACAUGAUUCAAUCAUGGUUCCACGUGAUUAAGUAAAACCCAAUUGAAUCUACCAUGUACAACUAACUAGAAUCAAUAGUGUUAAUUUAACUUGAAUGAAUGGUUUUAGUUGAACUAAAAUAAAUGUUUUUCAUUUAAAUUGAAUAAUUCCAAUAAUCCUACAAUUUAUGUUUCUUGUUUAGUCUUGCGAUUUACAUGAUUUACAUAUGUGAUGUUUGGUGUUGGCAAUCCAGAAGUGAUACUGAUUUCAUCCAGAGCACUACCAUAGUGGUUGCUUUAUUAUUAAAGGAAUUUGAAAGUCCUGUUUGAUUGGGUUACUUGAUUGAAACAUGUUACUUCAAAAUGAAAAUAUCAAGUUUAGUCAAAGAGUAACUGUUUCAAGUCAAUUUAACAUGAAGCGGUCACAACUGACCCAGAAACCUGAUACAAUGGUGUUAAAUUGCAUCAAAAAUAAUUUUUUGAGCCGGCGUUUGGACAUAAACACGGAAGCUCUGCAAUGUACAUAACGUAUGAGAAUGACAGGAGAGACGAAUUAAUUGAAUAGUUGAAAAGUUUUUUUUUUUUUUGCGCACAAAAAAGUAUUCUUGUUGCUUUAUAAUAUUAAGAUUGAACCACUGUAGUCACGUUGACAAUGUUUUCGCUACUUUUCUGGACCUUGAAUGAUGGUAAUUUCAUUGCUUUCAAUGGAGGAUAAAAAAAACCUUUCGGAUUUCAUCAAAAUAUCUUAAAUUGUGUUCCAAAGAUGAACGAAGGACUUACAGGUGUGGAACGGCAGGAGGGUGAGUAAUUAAUAACAGAAAUUUCAUUUUUGGGUGAACUAAAAUCAAUUUCUCAAUGGGUUUUUCUCUCGUUUUCUUGUAAAAAAAAUAUCUAAAUAUCCUUAAAAAGGACUAAUUUAUUUGAAAAACAAUUUGUAAGAUUUCAUUAAUUUUCAUAGAAUAUAAUGAAUCAAAGUCCCUUUCAAGGAAAGUCUGUUCAGUCGGUGGUCAAAUUUGCAGCACCUCCGGGCAGCUACUUCGGGCAUCCAAGACCAACACUGCGUCCGAAAUCAAAUAAAUUCUCUACUAUAUAGUAUGCAAAAACAGUUUGCGAACAGAGUAGUAUGUCCGAAUUCAUAGUAUUCGAAAAACAGUAGGCGAAAUGUACCUGGAUGACUUGCUACUUCCAGUGAGAUUCUGAAGUGCGCAUACGAUGGACACUUCACUAUCCCAUGAGGCCACGGGAGAGGAUUUGUGAAUGGAGUUGAAGGGACGUAACUGACGCCGGUAGGUCACGUGACAGUAACAACAUGGCGGAUGUAGUACGUCCGAAUUCAUUCAUAUUACACGCAUUUGUACUAUAUAGAACAUACUUUUUCAGCGGUCAUGAAGUAAAUUUAAAUUCAAAUGUAGUACCUAUUCAACAGUACGCGAUUUCGGACACAGCUCAAGUCCUUGAAAUUUUAAAAACUUCUUGCCGUACUCACAUUUAAAUAACAUAUUUCAAAUCAGCGAAAAAAAUAUGACAUGAAUUGUCCCCUAAAUGUUGUUACUCAAAUAGCGAUUAAAAAAAAAUAAAAAAUCGCAACCUGAGCUUCUAACGGCGGCUGCAGUGACACAACGACUUUACCAAUCAGCGAUUGGCUUUUUUUAUUUAGAAGGCAGGACUUAUUCCACUACAUUCAUUGCACUUUCUCCCAUUCAUAAAUAUUAUGAGAGCGUAGUCUUUGUACAUCUGAAGUCUUUGAUUGAAUCUUAAUUUUUUUCUUAGCUGAUUGUAUUUUCAUUAAUUAUGAAAAAAAUGAAUGUAUUUUCUGAAAUUGUGUAAAUUAAAUUUUCAGCUGCUUUCAGAUAAGAUAUGACAUUAAAAUAACUGCCAAUGUAAGAUGUAUCUUGUUUUAAGGAUGUUUAGAUAUUUUACUUAGAAAAAAGACAAAAAGAAAAGUUUUGCAUCGUUGAAAUGAUUUCAGACGAUCCACGUUCAGAGCUCUGAAUCAGUUCAGACUGUUUGGCAUGGAAUAAAGAACGAGUUGGAGAAAGCUAACAAAACGCAGUGUGCAUACUUCAAUGUGUGCGUUUGUAUGUGUGAGGUGCUUUUGUCCCAAUGAAGCAUUGGAAUUAUAAAUGGCUGUCGCUGUGGAUAGAACACCAGAUGUUGAUCUUAAUGAGGAGCCAUGCAAGUUAAACAGAGGCAGGCAUAUGGGGCAGAGGGGAGUUGAGUUCCCCCCUCUCUCUUUCUCCAUAUGCUUAUUUGUAUCUCUUCCAUUAUGAUGCCACACCACCUUUCUAAAGACCAACCUUCAGCACCGUGUCCUUGGGGACAGUUUCUUAGCAACCGCAUCAAAACAAACAGACAGCUCACUGCUGUGAUGUAAAAUGAGAUCGCAAUGCAUGCGAAAGUAAGCCGACGAGGGCACAGUGGGAUUCACAGACAAACCUACAGUGCAACUAGGGUCACUUUGUUUUUUUGAUGGAGAAUGAACGAGGAAUCGUCGUACUUCCAAAAUGUUUGCCAAAACAAAUGGAGAACAUCUCUUGCUCUCUCUCAGCUGCAAUAAUCUCAUUCCUGUUUGCAGGGGCUGCAGUGUCACAACCCAUCACAGUGAAUAUUUACACACUUUUCUCUUUCCCAUUUGCAGUCUUUCUUUCACACCGUAUCUCUUCCCGCUCUCUCGCUCGCUAUCUAUUUCUCUUUUCUAUUCACUACACCCCCAGCAUCUUCUCUGCUCAUAUAAAUCUGACACCCCACAGUAAAUAACUCUACAAAAAAGCCUUUUUUCUCUGUUUACAAAGAGCAUGAUCCAUUUGCCGCCCUCCUCCCUCGGCAUAAUGUAAAAUAAUCCUUCCACACACUCACUUUCAUUUCCCUCCUCAGAUUGUGGAAAUGCUGAGAUCUGGAGAACAGCGUUUGGUAAACAAAAUACUUACAUCAGGAGGACAACAAUAAGACAGAGAGAUGUAAGGCUUGUAUUCUUCAAAAAAAAAAAAAAAAAAAAAAAAAAAGGUCUGUGGGAGCUUUGAAGUCUUAAGGCAUAAUAGGAGCUGUGCUCGGUUUAAAAUGAAUCAGGCUGUGGCUUGAGUGUAAAAGACCCUCCCAAGCCGAAGAGAAUAGGGCAAACCUGCACUGAAUUGUCUACUCAGGUCUCUACUUUCUUGUUCAUGCCACGCUGGACAGCUGUAAUUUAACGGCAAGUGCUCUGACAACAAAACAACAGAACAAAUCUCCAUUGCUGAGACCUUUCCCUUGUGACCGGCAAACCAACAGCCAAGAAAUCCGUUCAUCUGUGCAAUAGAUCCUUUCUGUAUGAGUGGCUGCACUGCAAAAAAAUCAAUCUCUUAAUCAGGGUUUUGUCUUGUUUUCGAUCAGAAAUACCUAAACAUUAAAAACAAGUUGCAUUUACCUGAGAAGUAAUUUUAAGAUAAGAUGUGUUUUUCAGAUAAUAAAUCUUUUUCCUCAUUGAUUUAAGCACACAAUUCACUAAAUAUAGUUGGAUUUAUAUUUGAAGACAUCUUUGAGGUUCAAUACAAGUUAAAGGAUUAGUUCACUUUCAGAUGAAAAUUACCCCAAGCUUUACUCACUAUCAAGCCAUCCUAGGUGUAUAUGACUUUCCUCUUUCUGAUGAACACAAUCUGAGAAAUAUUAAUAAAUAUCCUGAUGCAUCCAAGCUUUAUAAUGGCAGUGAACAGGGGUCAUGAGUAUGAGCUGAAGAAAGUGUCUCCAUCCACAUCCAUCCAUCAUAAACAUAAAUGUGUACUCCACAUGACUCCGGGGGGUUAAUAAAGGCCUUCUGAAGCAAAGCGAUGUGUUUGUGUAAAAAAAAAAAAAAAAAAAAUCUAUAUUUAACAAGUUAUGAAGAAAAACAUCUAGCUUCCGCCAGACCGCCUUCCGUAUUCAAGUUAUGAAGAAAGUGUAAACGUGUAGGUUUUGAGCUGCAAGAUUUUUACACUUUCUUCGUACGUUGAAUACAGAAGGCUGUCUGGCGGAAGCUGGAUAUUUUACUUCACAACUUGUGAAGUAAAAUAACAAAAA